Molecule: messenger RNA, 2404 nt
Organism: Cannabis sativa
Lineage: Eukaryota; Viridiplantae; Streptophyta; Magnoliopsida; Rosales; Cannabaceae
Product: FRIGIDA-like protein 3
Exons: 5
Coding region: 371-2065 (564 amino acids)
Source: RefSeq, a predicted model, not a curated record
AGCCGACCAAGAUUCAUCCACGUGUCCUUUUGUGAAAGAGGGGUUUUAGGGUUCACACAAAUCUUUAUUUGGUUUCCCUCGUAUUUCACUUUCAUAUUUUCUAAUCAAAAUUCCAGCCCUUCCUUUCGUUUUUCUACGACAACUCUCUGUAAUUUCUAGGGUUUUGCUUCGCCUACUUGCAUUUGAUUUUUGUGACAACAGAUUGCCUAAAACGAUUUCUUCUCAGCCUCGUUUGCUUUGGUUUUCUUCCCUACAUUCAGGAUUUUCACUUGUAGAUCUUCAACUCCAGGCCUUUUACUGUGGGAAAUAUAUACUUCCCUAUAGUGUUGUGCAUUAUUGACUAUCAACGAGUUUGUUUUUGCUGUUUACAAUGGCUGAGACAGAGCAAGUUGUUGCUGGUUCUUGCUCUCUGAUAGAACAGCUUAGUAAGGCAGUGCAUGAGCUGGAAGAUCACAAGAAUGCUUCUGAGAACAGAGUUCAGUGGAUGGAAAUUGAGGAGCACUUUCGCAAUCUUGAGACAACGCUGAGAAUGAAACUAGAAGAAUUUGAAUCCAAAGAGAAGGAAUUUAUAGAAAAAGAAGCUCAAACCCAUAAAAGUAUUGUAGAUAGAGAGGCAGCUGUCACUGCCAAAGAGCAAGAUCUGUUGGAUCGAGUGCAGGAGCUAAAAGAUGCUGCUGUUGCUGUCAUUGCUGAAGCACAAUCAAAUCACCAACAUACAGUUUCAGAGUCAGUUGACAAUGGAGAUAACAAAAAUAGCAAGGUAAGUAGCUCUCUUGGUGACACAACUUGUCCUGAUGAUUUACCUCAUAAUAUGGGUGAAAAUUCUGAAGACGCAGCUUUAGAUUUUAAGCCACAUCCAAAACUUGUAGAAUUUUGCAAGCAGAUGGAUGCAAAAGGGCUAUUGAAAUAUACCAUGGAGAAUCUUAAUAAACUUCAUGUUGUUUGUGAAGAACUUUCUAUUGCACUAGAAACUGCAAAUGAGCCAGCCCAUUUGGUGCUGGAUUCACUGGAGGGGUUUUACCCUCCAGAUGAAACUAACAAACCGGGGGAUGAGAGUCUUGCUGCCCUUAAGGGCAUGCGCAAAUCUUGUUGUAUUUUUCUGGAAGCCAUGGCUGCCUUAUUGGCAAGGGCUGACCCAGGUGCUGAUCACCUUUUGAACCCUGAGACCAAGCAGCAUGCCAAGGCAAUUGCUGAUGAGUGGAAACCUAAGUUGGCUAGUGGUAGCAUUGAUGCUGCCAAUGGGAUAUCAUUGGAAGCAGAGGCGUUUUUGCAGCUCCUCGCUACUUUUAGGAUUGCUUCUGAUUUUGAUGAAGAAGAACUCUGCAAGCUUGUUCUUGCAGUUGCUCAACACAGGCAAGCACCUGAGCUCUGCCGCUCUCUUGGGUUAACACACAAAGUGCCAGGUCUUAUUGAAUUGUUGGUCAACAGUGGGAAACAGAUUGAUGCCGUACGUUUUAUUCAUGCCUUCCAACUUACUGAAAGCUUCCUUCCUGUGCCUCUCCUCAAGACAUACUUGAAAGACUUGAGGAGAAAUUCACAAGGGAAGGGUGAAAACACGGGCAAUGCCAGUGGUGGUCAGGAAGAUGUUAAUGCACAAGAACUUGCUGCUCUAAAGGCUGUAAUCAGGUGUGUCCAAGAGUAUAAACUUGAAGCUGACUACCCACUUGAUCCACUUCAGAAAAGGGUUGUCCAACUGGACAGAUCCCAAGCUGAUAAGAAAAAGAGGGGCAGUGAGCAUGGUAAACGGCAACAGCCAAAAAAACAGAAGGCCGGUGGAAGAUUUCGAGGAUAUAAUCGUCCAGGUCCUUCUCCUGCUACUGGUAGACAGGGUCCUCAUUACAGCAACAGGGCAGUGCACGCAGGAAUUUCAGAACGAUAUCCUCGUACUGAUUUGCACGCCUAUGAUUACCAAGUUCCUAGUCAGGCUGCUUAUGCUCAGCAACCUACUGAUCAUAGAUUAUACUAUUAUCCCCAGGAUGGAAAUGUUUUACCAAGCCCAUAUAAUGCUGCUCCACCAAAUUACGCAGGCGGUGGAUUACUGCCUUCAAACCAGCCAUAUCUGUAGUCUAUGCUAGUAAUUUGAAAAUCAUUCUAUAGCUGUGAUGUGAGUCAUAGUUGAUGAAUAUUCUUUUAUGUGAGGCAUAGUCUAUGCUUGUGUCGUUUUUGUAGCAUAUGAUUUUUGUUUUUAAUAACUCGUAGUCUCCUAUAAUGAAAUGAUGCUUUGAGAGUAGAAAAUUGGGUUAUUUUGCAUUUAUGUUAGAUGGUGGAUUUGUAAAAAAAAUGGAAUAUGCUGUAAAAGACGGGUUUUUUUUUUUAGUUCUUUGUAAUUGAGACUGCAAAAUGUACCCACUAAUCAUAAGGAAAUGGAAUGAAAUUGAAGAAAACAAUGUCAUUUUUCCAUCUA